Molecule: messenger RNA, 1910 nt
Organism: Drosophila busckii
Lineage: Eukaryota; Metazoa; Arthropoda; Insecta; Diptera; Drosophilidae
Product: xylulose kinase
Exons: 6
Coding region: 230-1894 (554 amino acids)
Biological process (GO): D-xylose metabolic process; xylulose metabolic process
Cellular component (GO): cytosol
Molecular function (GO): D-xylulokinase activity
Source: RefSeq, a predicted model, not a curated record
AGAUAUUCUUAGUUACGACGAAUAUAUUCGUGUACAUUGAAAGCAGUAAGAGUGUAGAGUCUUCGUUAUAUGGAAAGUCAUCGUCUUGAAUCAUCGUCAGCUGUGUGAUUUGUGGCACUAAGCCGUCAGCCACUAAUGUCACUUGUAAACAAGCUCGGCAGUAGAAUUAAAUUGUUGAAUUAAUAACGAUUCAGUAAUAGAAGCAAAUAGCGGAUAGAAUUUUCUAACAAUGCCGCAACAGGAGGAGAAACCUAAACGUACUUUUUUAGGAUUUGAUUUGAGCACACAGAAGCUGAAGGCCAUACUAUUAAAUGCAGAGCUUAAUGUUGUUACGACAGCUGAAGUGAAAUUUGACAGUGACUUGCCCGAGUUUCGCACCCAAGGUGGCGCCAAUCCAGGUCCCAAUAAGCAUGAAUACUUUGUGCAGCCCGUUAUGUGGGUCAAGGCCAUGGACAUUGUUUUGGAUCGACUGGUGAUGCAGGAAGCAGAUCUUAGCACAGUGGUGGCUAUUAGUGGGUCGGCACAGCAGCAUGGCUCCUUGUACUGGUCAAAACAUGGCAUUGCAUCGCUAAACAAUUUGGACGCAGAUAGAUUCUUGCAUACACAAGUCGAUGAUUCGGCAUUCGUCUUAAAUCGCACGCCCAUUUGGAUGGACGCCUCCACAGCAAAGCAAUGCUUUGAAAUGGAAACAGCUAUUGGCGGACAGACAGAAAUGGUGCAGCAAACAGGAUCAAAAUGCUAUGCGCGCUUCACAGGACCGCAGAUAAGAAAAAUCUACCAGCAGCGCACGCAUGCCUAUGAAGAUGCCCAAAGAAUCUCAUUAGUAAGCAGUUUCUUGGCUUCAAUAUUUCUGGGUAAAGUUGCAGCAAUAGACUAUGCUGAUGGUUCUGGCAUGAACUUGCUGGACAUUCGCAACAAAACCUGGUCAAAGGCCUGUCUGAAUGCCUGUGCGCCAGACUUGGAGGAACGUCUGGGAGAGACAGUUAGUGGCCUAACUGUGCUGGGCAACAUCUGCGACUAUUUUGUACAACGCUUUUGCUUUCCACCCGAUUGCAAAGUAGUUGCGUGCACUGGCGAUAAUCCCUCAGCAUUGGCGGGCAUGCUGGUGGACAACAACUGGCUGAGUAUAUCGCUUGGCACCAGCGACACCUUAAUGAUGUGUUUGGAGGAGCCACCAAAUUUAGAGGAAGGUCAUGUGCUAUGCCAUCCAACAGAAACGCAACAGUAUAUGGGCUUAUUGUGUUUCAGGAAUGGUUCGCUGGUGCGCGAAGCUAUCAACAAGUCUGAGGCUGGCGGCAACUGGGACAAAUUUAAUGAGCUACUAGAGUCAACGCCACGCGGUAAUUUUGGUAACAUGGCUCUGCACUUUAAUGAAGUGGAAAUUAUACCCAAAGCAAAGGGCACUCUACGCUGGAACAAAGAAGUUCAAGCUAGUUCUCACGAUGCAAUCAAGGGUAUCAUUAAAUUCAGCUCGCCACAAAUUGAAAUUCGUGCCUUAAUCGAGGGACAAAUGCUGCACCAUCGCGCCAUUUCUGAAGAUAUGGGCUUUCAUUUUGGUAACGAAACAAAAAUACUUGCAACUGGCGGCGCAUCUGUAAACAAAUCCAUACUACAAAUUAUUGCAGAUGUUUUCAAUGCACCAGUGUAUAUACAGACUGAAAGUGAAGCGGCGCUUUUGGGCGCUGCUUAUAGAGCAGCCUACGCCUAUUAUAUAAAUAACAAUGAGCAUGCCGAAUCGCAGCCAAAAGGCUAUCGCGACUAUAUACUAAGUCUGACACCAAACCACCUAAAACUUGUGUGUGAACCUAAUAAGGACAGCGAAGCUAUCUAUGCGCCCAUGCUCCAGCGCUAUCGCGACAUGGCCCUAAUUUUGGAAAAUAACAAAAGUCAGUAACUUGUCUAAAAAUCCC